Molecule: messenger RNA, 1350 nt
Organism: Myotis lucifugus (little brown bat)
Lineage: Eukaryota; Metazoa; Chordata; Mammalia; Chiroptera; Vespertilionidae
Gene: LDAF1
Product: transmembrane protein 159
Exons: 5
Coding region: 83-619 (178 amino acids)
Source: RefSeq, a predicted model, not a curated record
UCCAGUGACAACAAGAGACAGGGCGACGAGGGAUUCGGCUGGUGGAAGAGCUAAUCCCUAAAAGACUAAGGUGUGUUGCAGAAUGGCCAAAGAGGACAGCCCAAGUGCCUCAAAGGACUUGCAGGAGCUGCAGAGGAAGCUGUCUUUGCUCAUAGAAUCUGUCCAGAAUAACUCGAAGAAAAAAAGAAAAAUCAGUAGAAAAAUAUAUCCAUGGGUGGUUGCCUUCAUGAAGUCUCCAGUGGGCCAGUACCUGGACCGCCACCCUUUUGCGGCCCUCACCUUGCUGGUGUUUGUUGUAAUGUCGGCCGUUCCUGUUGGCUUCUUCCUGCUCCUCGUGGUACUUACCUCCCUGGCUGCCUUUGUGGGCGUCAUGUUACUGGAAGGGCUGGUCAUCUCUGUGGGCGGCAUCGCGCUAUUCUGCGUCCUCUGUGUCCUGGGCUUCGUGUCACUCUCCGUGUCAGGGACGAUCAUCGUGUCCUACGUGGCAAUGUCCAGCCUCAUCAACUACUGGUUUUCUCCCAGCCCUGCUCUUUACAGAGGCCCUAGAGCUGACCAUUUGCUCUCGUCACGGAACAGACCACUGACACAGAACCCCAGCGAUGACGCCAGCCGGCCGUGAAGUCUGCAGGGUUGCAGGGGCCCUACCAGGAACGCCGACGGGCAGACGGAGCCUGUUCCCAGUCGUCUUUGGAGGGUUGUCGGAGCAUACAUGCCGCUGGGAUUACGACGCAGAGGGCCCUGCCGUGGCCCUGUGAGAACUGCCCUGCUCAGCAACUCGGCCACUCACCCCUUCUCCCCAUGAGGCAGACUUGCCUUUGGCAGUUUGAGCCCCUAGAGCCUGGCGAUGGGACCCCAAGGUUGACUUGACCCAAGGAUCUUGUGUCCAAGGGCCCAAAUGGAGCAAAUGUGGAUUGUUUUUUAUCUCUUCCUUUUUUUUUUAGAAAUGGGAGGAGCUGUUUAUUUCUCCACUGGUUUGAAACAAGAGUGGGGGUGAGAAAUAUCCAAACCAGAGCAAGCUCUUCGGUGUUAUUAGCUUUUUAUCAGAAAGAACAGCAACAUUGGACAAUAAUGGACUCUCAAAGUUAGAACAGCCUUAAUUUUAUAGUCAAGAGCAUUUUUUCAAAAGUCUAAAGGAAUAGUAUCCACUGCUAACUCCUGUGAAGUGCUUUUACUCUUUGCACUUGAUACUUUUGUAUUGUUUUAAAGAACUUGUCCUGUUAAGCCAUUUUUUAAAAAAGUUCUAUGAAAACGCUAAAGGACUACAGAAAUUUUUAAAAUUCUAUGGAAUUUCUACUUCAGUGGUUUAUUUGCUGUGGCAUUUUAUUCAAUAAAUAUUUGUUUAGAUUUUCA